Onychomys torridus (southern grasshopper mouse) is the source of this 2514-nucleotide messenger RNA. Its product is annotated as kinesin-like protein KIF19. The transcript is spliced from 16 exons. Lineage: Eukaryota; Metazoa; Chordata; Mammalia; Rodentia; Cricetidae. Gene Ontology annotation, biological process: microtubule-based movement. Bases 1 to 2514 code for a protein of 837 amino acids. The record is from RefSeq and is a predicted model, not a curated record. Gene Ontology annotation, molecular function: microtubule binding; ATP binding; microtubule motor activity.
AUGGUAAACAGCUUCCUGUGGACAGACAAGAAGAAAAAGACCCGUCUUUAUGAUUCUUUGCUGCUUUGUUCCAACCUUUCUGUUCUGCUCCAGAUUUAUAAUGAAGUCAUCCGUGACCUCCUGAAUCCAUCUUCUGGGUUUCUGGAGCUGAGAGAAGAUUCUAGAGGCAGCAUCCAAAUUGCAGGCAUCACAGAAGUAUCCACCUCAAAUGCUCAAGAGAUCAUGCAGCUGCUCACCAAAGGCAACCGGCAGCGUACCCAGGAGCCCACAGCUACCAACAAGACUUCAUCCCGCUCCCAUGCCGUACUGCAGGUCACUGUGCACCAGAAAAGCCGAGGUGGCGACCUGGCGGAGGAAGUGCGCCUCGGGAGGCUCUUCAUGGUGGACCUAGCAGGCGCGGAGCGUGCAGCCCAGACUCAGAACCGAGGCAAGAGAAUGAAGGAGGGUGCACACAUCAACCGCUCCCUGCUGGCACUGGGCAACUGCAUCAAUGCACUUAGCGAGAAGGGUGGCAGCCGCGCUCAGUAUGUGAACUUCCGCGACAGCAAGCUCACGCGCCUGCUGAAGGAUGCCCUGGGAGGCAACAGCCGCACAGUAAUGAUUGCUCACAUCAGCCCGGCCAGCACGAGUUUUGAGGAGUCAAGAACCACACUGCUCUAUGCCUACAGGGCAAAGAAUAUCAAGACAAGGGUCAAGCGCAAUCUGCUGAAUGUCUCCUACCGCAUCGCACAGUACACCGACGUCAUCUCUGACCUGCGCAGGGAAAUUGAGCACCUCAAGUCGAAGAUUGAGAAGCAGGAUAAAGAGAAGAAAAGUGACCCCAACGUCCUGGAUAUACAAGUCACCAUCCCCCAUGAUGCAGAGGAGGACAGUCGUCUACAGAUGAACAAGAUCCGGGCACAGCUUAUCGGGGCUUUCAAGGAGCAGAUGGAGAUGCGGCGCAGCCUGGUGGAGCUGGAGAAUACUAACAUUGAGCUGCACAUAGACAUGUCUCGCCACCUACUGACCAUUGCAGACUGGGAGCGAGAGAAGACCCAUCACCAAGCAAACAUGGACAAUGGUGAGAAGGAGGAGGAGCCUGGGGAUGCUGAUGGAGAGGAGGUUGAGGCUUCCGAGCCCCCAGAGGUGGCUCUGGCUAGAGAGGAGGUGAACCUGCUCUUGGCUGAACAGCGGAAAACGGCAGCCCUCAAGGCUGGACUAGAGCAGCGCCUGGCCCAUGCCAAGCAGAAGGCCUCACAGAUGGAGAAGCUGCUGCCCAGGCAGGUGACCAGUGAGGACCAGCGGGAGGUGCUGCAGCUGCUGUGCAGGGCCCACGAGCUGGAGGUGGAGAACACAGAGCUGCAGGCUGACAACCUGUGCCGUAAGAACCUGCUGUGCCAGAAGGACUUCGUGAUCCAGCGCUAUCACCAGCACCGGAUGCUAUGCGAGCAGGUCAUCCAGGGGCAGCGGCAGCUGAUGCAGGACAGUGGCCUUUCAGCCCCGGAACCUCUGGAGCAGCAGUACCGACUGUACCUCAGGGAACUGGGCGAGGGCACAUUGGACCGCCUGCUGCUGCAGCUCUCAGUGAUGUCCAGCUCUAUCCAAGAUGGUCCCAUUAUGAACGUAUCACCCCCACCACCUGAAGAGACCAGUGGAGAGCCUCCAGGUGACAGGCGGGACCUCCCAUGGGGAGCAACAUUUGAGCUGCCCCAGAUGCUCCUGGAGAGAGACAGUGACGGGAACAGGUCUUCAAAGAACACUCCAUUGUGGAGGCUUGGAAAGCAGGACUCUCUUCUUCCUCCUCCAGCCCUCCGCAUCCUGCUGACACCCCCCAUGCUUGAGAAGCCUAAUGCUCUAGGAGCAAAGAGCCUGGUCUCCAGACUGCAGCCCACAGCUGGCUUGGAGCUGAGAACCCCACAGCCAGCAGGAGAGAUGAGCAGCUCCCCUCUGAGUGUCCAGGCCCUCAAAGAGAUGGCCCUGGGCACCAAGAGCAUCGCCCUCAUAGCGGCCAGCCGUCGCUGCAAAGCAUAUGACAAAGAGGGCAGCUGCCUGGACUCCAGGGACCCCAGCCCUGCAGACUGGAGGUGGCCCCAUGCCAGCCCCAGCAGGGACCGCUCUUUGGAGAGGAAGGCAGGGAGGAAAAGGUCACCCUCGUUCACCUGGAGCCUGCAACAAACAACAGAGAAACAUCAACCCUGUACGGAACAUCCAUCCGAGAGCCAACUGUCCCCAGCACACCUCCAGCCACCAAAGCCACCAGGGAAGAGCUUUUUCCCUGCUGUCCCUGUGGCCUCCAAGAUGAAACCCAGCCUCAGUUUUCACACAGAUGAAAACACGCUUCACAUGCCGGAGGUCAGCUUCACCUUCCCCAGCGCCAUGUGGCAGAGCAACGCAGCCCCAAGCCGGCCUCCCCUCCUGCCACGUGACAUCCGAGGGUCUACAGACAGCAGAGGCCGGCGUCAUAGCCCACUGCCACCCAACAAUCCUCCCAAGCUCCAGGGUGGCAGUGCCAAGAGACCAAGGCGUCCUAAGUAG